Loxodonta africana (African savanna elephant) is the source of this 5639-nucleotide messenger RNA. RefSeq names its product solute carrier family 10 member 7 (gene SLC10A7). Lineage: Eukaryota; Metazoa; Chordata; Mammalia; Proboscidea; Elephantidae. The record is from RefSeq and is a predicted model, not a curated record. Bases 236 to 1258 code for a protein of 340 amino acids. The transcript has 12 exons. Gene Ontology annotation, cellular component: plasma membrane.
UAGUGAUGGCGGCACUCGGUGAGACUUUCCUGUCACUGGAUACUACUACUCCAGCCCUCCUCAAAGCCGCUGGAGCAACCCCCUAGUCUUUAGUUUACAAGUGGCGAUUUGACUUGCUCUGCUGCAUGUCAGGAGGGAACGAGGAAAGUGUGGAGACGCCCCGGGUAUUAAGCGAUCGCAGUUUGAAAAGAAAAAAAGCCAAACAAAUAAACAAAACCCACCCACCCUAACAAACAUGGGGCUGCUGGAGAGAAUGAGGAAAGAAUGGUUCAUGCUCGGAAUAGUGCUGGCGAUCUCCGGGGCUAAGCUGGAGCCCUCCGUGGGGGUGAAUGGGGGACCCCUGAAGCCAGAAAUAACUGUAACCUACAUUGCUGUCGCAAUAAUAUUCUUUAACAGUGGACUGUCAUUAAGAACAGAGGAGCUGACCAGUGCUUUGAUGCAUGUAAAACUGCAUCUUUUCAUUCAGAUCUUUACACUUGCAUUCUUCCCAGCAGCAGUAUGGCUUUUUCUUCAGCUUUUAUCAGUCACACCCAUCAAUGAAUGGCUUUUAAAAGGUUUGCAGACAGUAGGUUGCAUGCCUCCCCCUGUGUCUUCUGCAGUGAUUUUAACGAAGGCAGUUGGUGGAAAUGAGGCAGCUGCAAUAUUUAAUUCAGCCUUUGGAAGUUUUUUGGGCAUCGUUAUAACACCGCUGCUACUGCUGCUAUUUCUUGGCUCAUCCUCCACUGUGCCUUUUACAUCUAUUUUUUCUCAGCUUUUUAUGACUGUUGUGGUUCCUCUCAUUAUUGGUCAGAUUGUCCGAAGAUACAUCAAGGAUUGGCUGGAAAGAAAGAAACCUCCUUUUGGUGCCGUCAGCAGCAGUGUGCUCCUCAUGAUCAUCUACACAACGUUCUGUGACACGUUCUCUAAUCCAAACAUUGACCUGGAUAAAUUCAGCCUUGUUGUCGUAGUGUUCAUAAUAUUUUCUAUUCAGCUGAGCUUUAUGCUUUUAACCUUCAUCUUUUCAACAAGGAGUAAUUCGGGUUUCACACCAGCAGACACAGUGGCUAUCAUUUUCUGUUCUACACACAAAUCUCUCACAUUGGGAAUUCCGAUGCUGAAGAUUGUGUUUGCAGGCCAUGAGCACCUCUCUUUAAUAUCCGUGCCCUUGCUCAUCUACCACCCAGCUCAGAUCCUUCUGGGAAGUGUGCUGGUGCCCACAAUCAAGUCUUGGAUGGUGUCACGGCAGAAGGGAGUGAAGCUGACGAGGCCAACGGUAUAAUGAAGGAGGCGCUCUUUGGGCAGCAGUGUAGAUGUGUACAGCCUUGUACAUACGAGCAAUCCCGAAGACUUGUACUUGUGAAUGUUGCUUUGAUGCAUAUUUUAUUUUUUUACACAAAAAUAUGAUAUAUCUGUUUAAGUGCCUUAAAAUGUAUUUGAUAAGCGUUGUUUCCAAAACCUACUUUGGGUUGCUGCCAGGGGUAGUACAAUCUUUUGGAGUUGUUUUAUUAUUUUUUUUCCCCCUAAUGUAGUGAACAGUCAUAGGAAGUAACAAAAAAGCAAACAUAUCUCCUCUGCACCCCCUUUGUUUGCAGUACAACUCUGUAAUCGUUACUGUGCUGUUUGAAACGAGGUCACACCGUCAGGAAAAUGCCCUUCUGAUGACAGUGAAAAUUUCCAAAGUCUUAUUCAUGAAUACUUUGAUUUACUGUGUGACUCUUUCUUUUCUACAACUGUGACGUGCCUAUUUCUUAUCAGCUCAGCAGGGGUCAGAGAUUGAAUAGAUGCUGAAAAGCACAAGUUAUCUGCAUUUCUUGACAUCAUUUUUUUAGACAUUCCUUUCCACAUGGAAAUUCCUCAGUUCCAUUAUAAGAGACUGUGGUGUUAUACGUCUUAAAUUUAUUAUAAGCUGCUUCAAAAAAAGGGUCUAAUGUUUGACUUACGAGUGAAGGAAGCCAAGUUCUGAGGUAAAGUGCAGGAUUUGGCUUUUGGAGUUUUUAAAAUUAUAUUUCAACAUGCUUUUUUUUUCUUUCUUCCAUAAUUUUUUUUCUUCCUUGUUUGCCAGCACACAGUUUGCAAGCUCAUAACAGUCAAAUGCAAGACCCAGAAACGCUACAGUUUGAGAGAAGCAACAAUUAAAGGUAGAUUAUAGUCACAUUCCACAACUGAGACCAAUUUUUUCUUUCCCGUUACAAAGGUGUGCUGAGCAGUUUCCAAAUUGCCCCUUUUAGUCAUAAGUAGCCUGUUACGUCCUGGAAUUAAGCAUACACGUAAGGCAUUCAAGACAGUUUUUUAAUGAGAAUUUCCUUGGUAGAUUUGAUAACUGUUUGCAACAUUUUUUUUUCUUAAUUAAAUCAUCUUGCUCUUCUGAAUAAAUGAAAACAUAAAGGUCAUGGAUGCCAACAAAUGUUACAUACACACCUUCUGUCUAGCCAGAUGGAAAGAAAAACGGGCACAGAAAAUGCAAAAUUAUUCAUUAACCAAAUGAAGUAAAAUUAGCUCCCAAGUGGGCAUCAGCCUUCAAAGGAGCGUGCAGCGUUUGCUUCUACAAUGGCAGGAAGAGCUUUAACUGCACCCGAAUAGAGAAGCAUGAAGCAAUAUACAGAAUUUAGGGAACGCCUUCUCUUUGUUUCCUGCACACCAUUCUGUCACGUCCUGUCUACACGCCCUUUCUUCGUUUGGCAGAUGACAUUGCAUUUUGGGUCUUACUGAGGCUGUGUUAUAUCCUCAGCAGCUGGUUGUUAUUGGUGGUGGUGGUGUGCCAACAACAACAAUGAAAAAAAAAAUCAUUCCUUAGAAAUGAUAGUAUGAAUUUACAUUAUUGUUACUACCAGGUCUCAUCUUUUAUUACUUCUGACUCAUUUAAAUAUCAUAAAAAUCAUGGAACCUCAUAAAUUUCACAGGAGUUAUCGUCCGUGUAAGUUUUAAGGCUGGUGCCAGACCCUGCGAAAAUCUGCGAUAAACAGGCUGUGGAUACGCUGUUGUCAAGAAUUUCACUUGUGUCUAAUCCACAGUAAUUUUGCUUGAUACUUUGGCACUUACAUUUGGCACAUCGAAAGCUUUUCAUGCUUUUUUUCUACAAGCUUCUUUGAAUUUCCAGGUGGAAAUGACUAUCUGUGUCUGUCUGUCUGUCUGUCUGUCUGUCUGUCUGUCUGUCUGGGCUAUCAUAAAAUCCUUUCUGCCUAGCGUUGGAACACUGAUUUUCGUUUUUCCCCAACUGAUCUACCUCUAUUGUAUAACACCUGUAGUAGGUGUGAUUAUGGGAUAAAAUUCAACUGAAAAGCUAUGAUACAUUUUAUCCUUUGCUUUAAAAAGUGUGUUUUUGUUUUCAAAUAAUCUUAUGUCCAUUUCUUUUUUCACACCUUUGUGCUCUUGCCUCUGCUGGCUCCUCAGCUUAGAAAUCUCCUCCCCUGGAAGACUGACUGAAUGUCACCUCCUCCAUGAGACACUCCUGGCUUUCCCAAGCAAUGCUGGGAUUGCUUUCUUUGGCACUCCCUUAGAACUGGUCACUCGGUGUUUUCUCUGCAUGGUGAAUUUUGAUGGCUUUAGUGAUAGGUUUAUGUCUAUUUCCUUUUUUUAUUUCAAACAUAAAUUCUGUAGCAUAUUUUUCCAUAAAGAGUAAAAACUAAAAUAUAAAUUUAUUUUUAAUUCAUUCUUAUUGGGACUUAACUAUUCAUAUAUUGAAUUAUGUUUAUGCACUGUCAAGCUGUUUUAUGCAUUUGUUUUGUCUCAAUGUAUUUUUGAGAAAAAUACAUUAGACUAUAUUUAAGUUUACCAUUUUUCCACCUGGAUUUUUUUUUAAAUAUGGUUGUUAUGAAAUUAGGUUUUUUUAAUGGGCAUAAUUUUGAUCAUUUCAUGUGUUCUAAAUUUUAACUUUUGUAGGGUUUUUUGUUUGUUUGUUUGUUUUUUAAUUCUUCCCUAUUCUGUUUAAAACUAACCCACCUCUGGGUAAUGUUCAGUGUUUGUUUAUGCUAAAUACCAAAUUUUUUCAGAAGGAUUGAUGAAGUAAUGGGCAGAUUAUUUAUGAUGAAUGAAAGAUAAAAUAAUUCUAUGAUUAAACAAAGAUGUUUCCGAAAUCAUAAGAAAAACUGUGGCUUAUUUUUAACCUGAUUUCAGAUGCAUUCAAAAUACCUUCCAAAUGUCUAUAGAUGUCUCUAGAUUCACUCCAGUGCUAUUAUAACGUUGGUGGUUAAAUAGAUACAAACAUCACGGUCUCCCCAGGUAUCCAUAUUAGUUCCUCCACCAUGCCACAGUGUUAAAACCUGGAGGUGGCGCUUGCUUCUUUACUAGGGAUGUGUUUUCUCUGCAUCAGGGUUGAGCUCUGAAAGAGAAAUAUACUCAACAGAAGGAGCAAAAUUUAGGAGAUCUGAAUUUUAGCUACCUUGUCAUAUUCUUGAGGGAUAAGGAAGAUGAAACCUUAGAACACUUUUUCCAAACCCAUUGUUUCUUUGAUGAGCAAGUUGCUGUGCAUAGAAUUUCACACCUUUGUGCUCUUGCCUCUGCUGGCUCUUAAGUUUAGAAACCCUCUUCUCCUGGAAGGUUGAUUGAAAUGUCUGCUCCUCCACGAGGCAUUCCUGGCUUUCUCAGCCAGUGCUAGGGCAGCUUUCUUCGGCACACCCUUAGAACUUGCUCCUCAAGUCUUCUGAAACUGUUAUAUAGUCUGAUCAUUAGCUUAUGUUUCUGGCUCCUCCUUAGAUGUGGACCUCACUUCUGUUUUUCUAGAUACUGUGCCUGGCUCAGAGGAGCAGCCAAAAAAAUGUGUAUGGACUUUUCAAUUUCUGAUCUUAAUAGGCAAGAUACGAACCUUAAAAAUUAUGAGAGAGCUCUUCCCUGGAUAUAUCUCAUUAUUAAUUUACAAGGGAAACUUUUUUUUACUGCUAUUCCAAUCCCUCCCCCCAAAAAAACUGUGAAGUACUGCAUCGUGCCACUCCUCGCAAUCCAGCCUUCUCUCGCUGUGUGAAUAUAUUAAUUCUCCAAAGUGAGACUGCAGAUGUGACAUGCAAACAACUUUCAUCUUGUAUGGAUUUGACAGAGCAACAAACCCUCAAUAAUUAGGAUUAAAUCAGAUUGAUCUCGAUUAGUGAUUAUGUUAUAUACACGAAAAAUAAUUUUUUAAAAGAAAUUCUGACCUACUUUCUAUAAAGACUAGAAAAAACUUAUUAUACCCACUCCUCACUUAAUCUAUGUGGUUAGGUUCCAAAGACCAGGUUGUUAUGUGAAAAUCGGCAUUAUGCGAAAUUGGAGCACGAGUAUAUCAGAUCACAAAAUGGAGGAUGACUACAUCAUUACAUAACUGCCAGAUUACAUCAUUACAUAAUUGCCAAACUGAGAAUCAUGGCCCAGCCAAGUUGACACAAAUAACUGACCAUCACAGCCAGUGUUACUCGUCUCGCACCUCUGUCUUCAUUACUGCCAGACGUACGUCGCUAUUGCUCAAAAUAGUCGUAUAGUAGAUUUUUUACUGUUGUCAAAAACGUGAAAUGUAGGAUGAGGAGGUAAUCGAUAAGUAAGGAGUAGGUGUAUUAUCGUUGAUUUGCAUAUAAACAAUAUAUGAGAGGUCUUGUAAGAGUUUAAUCUCUUUAAUAAACCAACUAAUUUGCACUAUAGGAUAGUUUUUCUCAAAUGUGAGUAAAAUACUAACCAUAUUAAAAAAAAAAAAAAAA